Microsporum canis CBS 113480 is the source of this 366-nucleotide messenger RNA. RefSeq lists its product as uncharacterized. The record is from RefSeq and is a predicted model, not a curated record. The transcript is spliced from 2 exons. The coding region runs from base 1 to 366 and encodes 121 amino acids. Lineage: Eukaryota; Fungi; Ascomycota; Eurotiomycetes; Onygenales; Arthrodermataceae.
AUGCAAAACAAGAGAACGGGCCAUCAGAGGACGCCACUAAUUUCUCGGGCCACCACAAGCAUUGGUGAAGCACCUAUUGGGGCCUCUUAUCACCUGCGCUCAGGGCUAUCUUCCAUCCAGUCUACACGAGGUCAGACCUCACUGCCUGUAGAAGAAGAGGUCAAGAUAUUUCCGCUGCCGGAAGAACUUUUAGUCAAUAUGAAUCAUAUCCUUAGUCAAAGGCAGCAAUCUGCCAUGGUCUCGUCUCCGGAUGCUCCGCUCAAGCAGCCUCCAUCAAGGGGCCUAGCUCGCCCCAGACGGGUGCUGGCCGUUGUUGUGGUCGUGUUCUCAGAAUACAACAUGUUGGAUCAGCUCUAUCAAAUCUAA